Molecule: messenger RNA, 1887 nt
Organism: Lotus japonicus
Lineage: Eukaryota; Viridiplantae; Streptophyta; Magnoliopsida; Fabales; Fabaceae
Product: mitogen-activated protein kinase homolog NTF3
Exons: 3
Coding region: 420-1538 (372 amino acids)
Biological process (GO): intracellular signal transduction; protein phosphorylation
Cellular component (GO): cytoplasm; nucleus
Molecular function (GO): ATP binding; MAP kinase activity
Source: RefSeq, a predicted model, not a curated record
AUAUCAUAGGUAGCAAAACGCGGGUGGUGAGUGUGACUUUGUUGUGUGUGGGAGAGAGAUGCAAUUGCAAUUGCAAUUGCAGCAUAUCCAUUUCGAAACUCCAAAUAUCCCAGACGACGAAACAAGGAAUCUUCAUCGCUGACAAAACCUAUGCAUCCUUCAACAGAUCCAACACGAAACCUCUCAAACAUGUUAAAUUCCACUCUUCUUCUUCACACAAAUUCACCCUUCCCUCAACCUCAAUCAUAAUUUGUGGGAAUUUUCCACUGAACUUGCUUCAAGGAUAAACUUUUGUUUUUCCACAUAAAGGACUUAGGAGGAGGGUGCUAUUUAUCAUUCUACACUGAUUUUAUUCAGUGAAGACCAAAGCUUUCUAAAUUGGGAUUGGUUCUUAGUCUUAAGAGUUGUUGUUGUUGUUAAUGGCUACUCCUGUUGAGCCUCCAAAUGGGAUCAGAAACAAAGGAAAGCAUUACUAUUCCAUGUGGCAAACCUUGUUUGAGAUUGAUACAAAAUACGUGCCCAUCAAGCCGAUUGGUCGAGGAGCCUAUGGAAUUGUGUGCUCUUCUGUGAAUAGAGAAACAAAUGAGAAAGUUGCCAUCAAGAAGAUACAGAAUGCCUUUGAGAAUCGUGUUGAUGCGUUGAGAACUUUGCGUGAACUGAAGCUUCUUCGCCAUCUUCAUCAUGAUAAUGUGAUUGCUUUGAAAGACAUCAUGAUGCCUGUUCAUAGGAGUAGUUUCAAGGAUGUCUAUCUGGUUUAUGAACUCAUGGACACGGAUUUGCAUCAGAUCAUUAAGUCUUCUCAAUCACUGUCGAAUGAUCACUGUCAAUAUUUCCUCUUUCAGCUUCUUAGGGGCUUGAAAUACCUCCACUCAGCUAACAUCCUUCAUCGUGACUUGAAACCUGGGAAUCUUCUAAUUAAUGCAAAUUGUGACCUUAAAAUAUGUGAUUUUGGGUUAGCACGCAUUAACUGCAGCAAGAACCAGUUCAUGACUGAGUAUGUUGUCACUCGAUGGUAUAGGGCGCCAGAGCUUCUACUCUGCUGCGACAACUAUGGGACGUCUAUUGAUGUGUGGUCAGUGGGAUGCAUAUUUGCAGAGCUUCUUGGGCGAAAACCUAUUUUCCCUGGUUCAGAGUGUCUUAACCAGCUAAAAUUGAUUAUCAAUAUCCUUGGUAGUCAAAGGGAAGAGGAUAUUGAAUUUAUUGAUAAUCCAAAGGCAAAGAAGUAUAUCAAGUCACUUCCAUAUUCUAUUGGAGCCCCCUUCUCCCGACUUUACCCGAAUGCGCAUCCAUUGGCAAUUGAUCUACUUGCAAAGAUGCUUGUUUUUGAUCCCACAAAGAGGAUUAGUGUCGCCGAAGCACUUCAACACCCUUACAUGGCCCCUCUCUAUGAUCCUAAUAGUGACCCUCCAGCCAUGAUUCCUGUUGAUCUUGACGUCGAUGAGGAUCUAGGGGAAGAGAUGAUAAGGGAGAUGAUGUGGAAGGAAAUGCUUCAUUACCAUCCUGAAUCUGCCAUAGAAAAUGCCGAGUUGUGCUCAUAAUCUUAUUUUCUCUGUUUUUUUGGGGUUAUGCUCCCUUUUGUUGGUGCCUAUAGAGUCUAAUAUAAUAGCUUGCUUCAAAUAACUAGGAGGGAUUUGUCAUCAGAUACCUCAAUAUAUUCUCUGUUUCCUCUUAGUUGAGAGCAGAGAAAACAGCAAAAUGAUGGUCAUCUUGAAAAGUCAUGCACAACUAUGUUUUGCUGAUGAUGCAUGAUAGUUUUUAACCACCAUGCUGAGAGACUGACUUUGAGCUUUAUAUUGUAGUUUCCUCGUUCGAGUUGUACAUAAACAUGUUCUUGUGUCUGUAAUAAACCAUUUUGUAAAUUAAGUCGUGUUUAUCAGUAAUGUAUUA